Molecule: messenger RNA, 1950 nt
Organism: Annulohypoxylon truncatum
Lineage: Eukaryota; Fungi; Ascomycota; Sordariomycetes; Xylariales; Hypoxylaceae
Product: Pre-mRNA splicing factor PRP21 like protein-domain-containing protein
Exons: 2
Coding region: 136-1737 (533 amino acids)
Biological process (GO): regulation of alternative mRNA splicing, via spliceosome; mRNA cis splicing, via spliceosome
Cellular component (GO): U2 snRNP; U2-type prespliceosome; catalytic step 2 spliceosome
Molecular function (GO): RNA binding
Source: RefSeq, a predicted model, not a curated record
CUUUACUGCAACAUCAUACAUCUCAACCAAUACUAGAGACUUUUUUUUUCGGUUCAGCCUCCACAAUCGCGUUCACCCUCACACCCGCAUCCACACCCAUACAAUUUCAAGGGAGGCUCUGAGACUGCCAUCAAUAUGGCCGCGACUAAUGGUGAUGCAGCAGUUUUGGAUGAAAUUAAGCCCCCUCAGGGUAUAGUCUUGCCACCCAGGGAAUUCAGAACUAUCCUCGAGAAGACCGCCGGAUUCGUCGCCCGAAAUGGCCUCGCAUUUGAAGAUCGCAUCCGAGAGAAAGAGAAACAUAACCCGAAAUUCAGUUUCCUUAGCAAUGCCGAUCCUUACAACCCUUUCUAUCUGUGGAGAUUGAGCGAGAUCAGGGAAGGUCGCGGCACUGCUGUCGCUGCUGGCCGAGCAGGUGAAGCUGCUGCUGUUGUUGAGACGAAACCCGAGGGCCCUCCUAAGCCUCCUGACUUCCAAUUCUCUGCGCGUAUGCCCAACAUCAGCGCCCAGGAUCUCGAGGUCGUGAAGCUGACUGCUCUGUUUGUUGCAAAGAAUGGCAGACAGUUCAUGACCGCUCUCUCCCAACGGGAGGCUGGCAACUACCAGUUUGACUUUUUACGGCCCAACCACAGUCUUCACAAUUUCUUCCAGCAUUUGAUCGAUCAGUACUCCAUGCUACUACGAGCCGGUGGAAUUGAUGGCGAAGGGGGAAAGGUCCAGCAGGAGAGGAUCGCUGAAUUACGCCGUAAUGUCGAUGACAAAUUCCACAUCCUAAACCGAGCCAAGCAAAGAGCAGAGUGGCUGAAGCAUCAGGAGGAUGAGAAGCAAAAGAAGGAAGAGGACGAGGAGAAGGAACGUUUAUCGUACGCCCAGAUCGAUUGGCACGACUUUGUUGUUGUCGAGACAGUCGUCUUUACCGAGGCUGAUGACCAAGCCAACCUACCCCCGCCAACCUCUCUUUCUGAACUACAAUAUGCUUCGCUUGAACAGAAGGCCAAUAUUUCCAUCAGUGCUAACCUACGUAUUGAGGAAGCUAUGCCGACAGACGACGAUAACGCAUAUACCGGAUAUGGGGUGCCGGCUAAUUAUAACCUUCCUCAUCAUCCUGCACAACCAGCCCAACCGCACCCGUCAGUCCCCACGCCUCCCCAAGCUGCCUAUCAGAUGGCUCCACCUCCACGCCCGAACGGUGUCCAGGAAGAUGAGGAGGCACAACGGAUACGCGAAAGAGAGGAGGCUCGAAUGCGGAUGCAACAUGCGCAGGCUGAAGCAAAGGGUGGUGCUGCUCCUAUGAAGAUUAAAGAAAACUACGUUCCUCGUGCUGCUGCGCGAGCCGCUAAUCGUCAAGGGACACAAAUGGCUCUCUGCCCGAACUGUCACCAGCAAAUUCCGAUGAACGAGCUAGAGGCACAUAUGAGGAUUGAGCUACUCGAUCCCCAAUGGAAAGAGCAGAAAGCGAAGGCCGAGUCUCGAUAUGCUACUACGAAUUUGUCGCACUCCGACGUUGCUAACAACUUGAAACGAUUCGCAAGCCAGAGAGGUGACUUGUUUGACGGCGUUACUGGGCAACCUAUCACGGAGGAGGAAGCGGCGAGAAGGAAGCGGACAGCAUUGAACAGCUUCGACGGCAAUCCUGACCCCAGAAGCCAAGCACAUAUCAACCAUAUGCAGAGCGUGAAUGUCGACGAACAGAUCGCACGGAUUCAUCAGAGGUUUGCCAAGGAUAAUCAGGGUCACUAAUUCUCAGUGACUAGAUCGUCUUAGCUAUGUUUUUAGGUGCUACGCGCAAGGAGCUAUUUGUGGAUGGGAGGUUACGAGCCGGGUAUCAUGCAGCACUGAGAUAGGGUGAAACCUCUCCGUCGCUGAUCCUUACAGAGCUUCUCUAGUCCCUCCUUUUGCCAUCAUCUUGCGCGUGUGGAGGCGAGGCAGGAAUAUGAUAGGGGUUCUUUAAAA